AACGACGCUCGUUUCACUGCCACAGCAGGGCAAAGUGAAGAUGGCGGACUCGUUGGGGACCGGGCUGUCAGAUAAAAAAGAAUCCGAAAUUAAGGUCAAGAAGAAGGAAAACCUGUUGUGGGAUGAUGCACGGAGGUCGGGUAAAAUCGGUAUUACUCCAGAUCCGGAAACGUUGGGGUUUUAUGAUAUAAAUGCUGUCAGGCGGGAACAACAACGCGAUCUCUCAGAUCCGUCGCUGGGGCGCUUCAUGUGUGCGGAGCUCACGAGAGGCUACUUCCUGGAGCGUAACGAGGCAAAGUACACGGAGCGCAGAGAGCGCGUGUACACGUGCAUGCGCAUUCCCAAAGAGCUGGAAAAGCUCAUGAUCUUUGGCUUCUUCCUGUGUCUGGAUGCUUUCCUGUACGUGUUCACCCUGCUGCCCCUCAGAGUCCUGCUGGCCCUGCUUAGAGUCCUCACCCUGCCUUGCUGCGGCCUCCGAGCUCAUGUCUGCCCGUACUGCAGGAGGAGCAGCGGCUCGCGGCUGCUGCAGCCGGCCCAGGUGUGUGACGUCCUGAAGGGUCUGAUCCUGCUGCUGUGUUACUCCAUGAUGCACUACGUGGACUACUCCAUGAUGUACCACAUGAUCCGGGGCCAGUCCGUCAUCAAGCUCUACAUCAUCUACAACAUGCUAGAGGUGGCUGACCGUCUCUUCUCCUCCUUCGGCCAAGACAUCCUGGACGCGCUGUACUGGACGGCCACAGAGCCGAAGGAGAGGAAGAGAGACAGCCUGGGGGUCCUCUCUCACUUCCUCAUGGCUGUGUUCUACGUCUUCCUGCAUUCCAUCCUCAUCAUGGUCCAAGCCUCCACGCUCAACGUAGCCUUCAACUCCCACAACAAGUCUCUGCUCACCAUCAUGAUGUCUAACAAUUUCGUUGAGAUCAAAGGAAGUGUGUUCAAGAAGUUUGAGAAGAACAACCUGUUUCAGAUGUCUAAUAGUGACAUCAAGGAGCGCUUCACUCACUACGUUCUCCUGCUCAUCGUGUGUCUCAGAAACAUGGAGCAGUUCGCCUGGAACCAAGACCACCUGUGGGCGUUGCUCCCAGACGUCGUCAUGGUGAUCAGCUCAGAGGUUGUGGUCGACAUCGUCAAACACGCCUUCAUCACCAAGUUCAACGAGAUCACCGCAGACGUGUACAGUGAAUACCGAGCCAGUCUGGCCUUCGAUCUCGUAAGCAGUCGACAGAAAAACGCUUGUACCGACUACAGCGACUCUGUGGCCAGGAGAAUGGGCUUUAUCCCGCUGCCUUUAGCAGUUCUGCUCAUCCGAGUGGUGAUGACGUCUGUGAAGGUGCAGGGGGCGCUGUCCUACGUCUGUGUGUUCCUCUUCUACCUGGGGAUGGUGACUCUGAAGGUGCUGAACAGCAUCGUGCUACUGGGGAAGUCCUGUGUGUACGUGAAGAGAGCCAACAUGGAGGACAAGCUGUUUGGCCCGCCCGUGCCCCCCCCCUCCUCCUCCUCCUCGUCAGGGAAGACCCCGAGCAGGACCAGGACCAAGUGCCCCGCCCCCGCAGGUCAAGCCUGGGAAGAAAAGGCCCCCACCACCCCUGGCACCAACACCACCACCUCCUCCACCUCCUCCUCCAUCACCAGCCAACCCACAGCCAGGGCAGAAACAUUACCCAGUCCUUCCCAGGCAGCCCCCCUGGGGAGUAAGGACCCUGACCCUGACCUGGAGCCCCCCACCGCCACCCCGUCCCCCUCCACCAGCGAGGAGAAGGAGGAGACGCAGGAAGCCCCUGAACUCAAACCGCAGACCCCCAAGAAGGACCUGCUGGAGAUCGACCGCUUCACGAUAUGCGGGAACCGCAUCGACUGAGGUCGACGGGGACUGACUGAGCCGUCUCCCUGACGACCCCUGACCCCAGGGACAACCACUCAGAAGAGGCGACGAUCCCAAGCCUCCGCAGCCUGGCUCUCAAGGCCACAGUCAGCGUAACGAAGAGUAUUUAUUUGACAUUUAAACAAGUCUGGUAAGUUAUUGGGGGCUGGGGAAGGUGUUGAAGCCUCACCUGCUGGAGGGUUGGAGGCAUGGGAGGAGGCACAGUUCAGGGACUCCAGCCGGACUCUCCGGAUGGCAGGUGAAAAUGACGUCUGGGCCUGUCAGAGGAACCAGGGACCUGAGGUCCACGUUCUCUCGUAGCUAUGCGCCACGGAGACGGAGAACAAAACUUACAGAAGAAAAUCCAGAAGACUUACCUGACUACCUCAGAAGUUAAAUCUGGAGCCUUUUUAUUGUUUACACAAACAUAUUCUUUGAAAACCACAGUCGUUUGCCAACGGUACCAUUUUAGAACAGUCAGUUAGUAGGUGGUGAAAGAGUAAAUGACAACAUGCUUUUAACUCUCCUUUAAUUACAUGAAGGACACCUUUCCAGAAUACGGAUUUUCUUUGCACAAGGUUUUAAUCCAAGUAAUUUUCAAUUAGUAAAAAAAAAAAGAGCCUAAUAUAGAGGCUACAUUUACAAGGUGAUUAAGAGUUGUUUAUCCUGAGGACCCUUGUGUGAAGGCCUCUAGGGGUGGUGUUCAUCCCAUCGACCAUCUUCUGGUUUGUCGAGACAAUUUGCACUGAUGUACCCUGUUGUCUUAAACACGCUCAUAACAGUGAGUUGUUUGGAUAUUUCCUUUGACAUUUUCCGACACUUUUGAUGUUUACAUACUUUGGUUUUAAGAAGCAAUGCCGCCAAAACAUGGCGUCAUUUCUGACCAUGGCGUUUUGAGACCAUUUCCGUUGCAAUUUUCUGAGUGAAAGCGUCUUGCAAUCAUCUGGCUUAGCUUUAAAUUGGUAAAGUUAUGAAAUAUAAGCUUAUGUUUGUAGGCUUAUGUUUGCCAACCUAUAACAGUGACCAAAAAAUAGAUCAUACUGCAACCCUUUGAUUAAAAAACUUAUGUCAGAAUGUAAUAUUAAAUACAUUGUUGUACUGACUAUAGUGUAGGAUUUUAUAUUCAAAUACCGAACCAUAAAUUCAUUACUGCAAUGCUGAUAUCUCUUUUGUUUCAAGAGGAAUCAAAGCCACUGCUUGAAACCAGCUAACAGACUAAGCAGAAAUGAAGAAUUGAUGCCAGCAUGAAAAAGCACUUUGUGUUUCCUGCUAUUUUUAAACCACACUUUGCAUUAUAUGUGGGACUAGUCCCCUAUGUAACUUCACAAGUGUCGCUAGGAGACUAGUCCCCGUGGUAACUUCAUGAGAGUAGCUAUGACACUGUGUUAAAUAAUAAGAGGCUAUUGUAUCUGUUUUAUUGUACAUAAAGGUUGUAAUGGAUGUAAUGUAAGGUUGUAAUGAAAGGGGUUUUUACACUGGUAUUAAAGAUGCUCUUCUUGUGACGUCUUGUAAAGUGUGGCUAUUCUCAGAAAGAAGAGGAAGGUUGACAACGGCUUGUUAAUGCAUAUCAGAUUUAGUUUGAAGAAUAACUGUUUUAUUCUUUGCCAUUGUAAUACAGACAGUUAUAUUUUUUUGAGCUGUAAAUUGUAAUAUUAUUUUAUUAUACAGUAUUUUUGUGCAUGGAAAUUGUCACCACUGAACUUCCUCCUGGUACAUUUUCUAGUGUUCUUAUGCAAGCAAUGAUGGAACGGUUCAAUUAAUUUUCAGUUUGGUUCAUAAAGCAACGUUUAUAUAAAACUGCCCUCCUUUGUGGUAUGGACAACAAAAAAUCUAAUAAAAGUUAUUUUAUAAGUUC
This is a messenger RNA of Osmerus eperlanus (European smelt), 3713 nucleotides long. RefSeq names its product transmembrane anterior posterior transformation 1a (gene tapt1a). Lineage: Eukaryota; Metazoa; Chordata; Actinopteri; Osmeriformes; Osmeridae. The record is from RefSeq and is a predicted model, not a curated record. The transcript is spliced from 15 exons. Gene Ontology annotation, cellular component: ciliary basal body; endoplasmic reticulum membrane. Gene Ontology annotation, biological process: positive regulation of cilium assembly. Bases 41 to 1855 code for a protein of 604 amino acids.